ACCCGGAAGGGGGGGCGCGCCCCGAGGCCCGCUCCCUGGCCGGCCAGUGGGUCCAGCUGGGAGCGGCCAGGUGUGGGCUCCCUUCAGCGCGAGAUGGCGGCGGCGGCGGUGAGCGGAGCCAAGCGGAGCCUGCGGGCGGAACUGAAGCAGCGACUACGAGCCUUGAGCGCCGAGGAGCGGCUGCGCCAGUCCCGCCUCCUGACUCAGAAGGUGGUCAUUUCCUGUCAGGUGAUGGCCCACAGCCGGUACCAGCGUUCCCAGAGGGUCUCCAUCUUUCUGAGCAUGCAGGAUGAGGUGGACACGGAAGAGAUCAUCCGGGACAUUUUUCGACAAGGCAAAACCUGCUUCAUUCCCCGCUACCAGUACCAGAGCAACCACAUGGACAUGGUGAGACUGGCAUCACCUGAAGAAAUUCCUUUACUUCCCAAAACCUCGUGGAACAUCGCGCAGCCUGCUGCUGGUGAGGCGCGGGAGGAGGCCCUGUCCUCGGGAGGACUGGAUCUCAUCUUCAUGCCAGGCCUGGGCUUUGAUGAAGACGGCAACAGGCUGGGCCGGGGUGGAGGCUACUACGACGCCUACAUCAGGCGCUGCCUCCAGGGCCAGGGGGAGAGGCCCUACCUCCUGGCCUUAGCCUUCAAGGAGCAGCUCUGCCCCCGGAUCCCUGUGGGUGACCAGGACAUGAGGGUGGACGAGGUCCUCUAUGAAGACGCAGACACAGAUGACAGCUCCGUGCCUUAGUCCCAGGACUGCAGACCUAGCCGCACAGCAGUGCCUUCUACCCAGUGUGCCUGCCCGCUCACAGCUCUGAAGUCAGGCGUGCUGGUUCACGCCUUUCAUCCCAGUUACUCAGGAGGCUGAGAUCUGAGGAGCCUACUUCGAGGCCAGCCCACACAGGGAAGUCUGAGAGACUCUUUGCUUAAUAACCAAAAAGCUAGAAGAGGAGCUGUGGAAUCAACUGGUAGGGCACCAACCUUAAGUGAAAAAGCUAAGGGACAGCACCCAGGCCUUCAGUUGAACCCCCAGGGCGAGCACAGAACAACAGUGACAGCAGCACAAACGGUGAUUGUGGGCUGCAAAUGUUUGGGUAUAAGUGUGCGGGUCCUAACAUUAAAUUGUCUAUGAAAUCA
This is a messenger RNA of Dipodomys spectabilis (banner-tailed kangaroo rat), 1127 nucleotides long. It is a transcript of the gene Mthfs, whose product is annotated as methenyltetrahydrofolate synthetase. Bases 94 to 738 code for a protein of 214 amino acids. The record is from RefSeq and is a predicted model, not a curated record. Gene Ontology annotation, molecular function: 5-formyltetrahydrofolate cyclo-ligase activity. The transcript has 3 exons. Gene Ontology annotation, cellular component: mitochondrion. Lineage: Eukaryota; Metazoa; Chordata; Mammalia; Rodentia; Heteromyidae. Gene Ontology annotation, biological process: tetrahydrofolate interconversion; folic acid-containing compound biosynthetic process.